Messenger RNA from Rhagoletis zephyria (snowberry fruit fly), 5401 nucleotides. It is a transcript of the gene rad50, whose product is annotated as DNA repair protein rad50. NCBI's taxonomy places the organism in Eukaryota, Metazoa, Arthropoda, Insecta, Diptera, Tephritidae. The record is from RefSeq and is a predicted model, not a curated record. Gene Ontology annotation, cellular component: nucleus; Mre11 complex; condensed nuclear chromosome. Gene Ontology annotation, biological process: double-strand break repair; chromosome organization involved in meiotic cell cycle; telomere maintenance via recombination. Gene Ontology annotation, molecular function: ATP hydrolysis activity; single-stranded telomeric DNA binding; G-quadruplex DNA binding.
CAUCUGGUCACCUUUGUGAUGUAUGCCCGGCAAAACAUCGCAAUUUUUGUCAUUUCUCGGCGUCUUGUUUUUAAAUGGUUGUGAAAUUUUGCGCGUAUUAUUAAAAAUGUCCACUAUUGAUAAAUUGUCUAUUCAGGGUAUUCGUAGUUUUGGUUCGAAUUCGGAGGAUGUUCAGACGAUAACAUUUGCCUCGCCGGUCACGUUGCUCUUGGGAGAGAAUGGUUGCGGCAAGACAACUGUAAUUGAGUGCCUCAAAUAUGGUCUUACUGGAGAAGUACCGCCUGGCAGUGAUCGUGGUCGAAGCUUUGUACAUGAUCCAAAAAUAUUCCAUCAAGCCGGCACAUUGGGUCAAGUUAAAUUGGAGGUUAGCAACCUCCAAGGAAAACGUAUAUCGGUUUGUCGUUCGAUGAAGAUAUCUAACAAAAGGGGCAAGUAUUCAUUUGAAACGUUAGAUGCCACUAUGAACUAUAUAGAAGGCAAAGGCGAUGGCAAAGGUUCCACGAAUUCCAUUAGCAAGCGUUGUGUUGAUGUCGAUGUGGCUAUGUGUCAAUUUAUGGGUGUAUCCAAAGCUAUUAUUAACAAUGUGUUAUUCUGUCAUCAAGAGGAUUCAAGUUGGCCGUUGGAUGAGUCGAAAAAAUUAAAAGAGAAGUUCGAUGCUAUUUUUGGUAUAACAGAGUUCAACAAAACAAUCGAAAGGAUCAUAAAAAUGCGUAAAGAGGAAGCUGAUAAUUUAAAAGUUAAAGUCUUUAAAAUUGUGAAAUAUCUUACAGAGGCAGACUUACGCCUUCUUGCGCACUUGAAGCAAGAAAUGGAUGAUAAGUCACUGACUCUAAAAAAGGCACAAGAGAAGUGCGCUGCUAUAGAAAAAGAGUGUGAGCGUUGCGAGGAAGAAAUGAAGCCAAUCGAUACUCGUUUAUUAGAAAUUCGCAAUGUUGAGUAUGAGGUGGGCAAGUAUCAGGCGCAAAAAGUAGAAGUGGAAACUGAACAAAAGAACUGUCAGGAACAGAUAUUGGGUUUGAGUAGCAAUAUAAAAGUGCCAUUUGAGGGUAGUCGAGAAGAAUUAGAGCAGGAAAUUUCUGAUUUCGCUCAGAAAAUGCUUGAAAAACGUCAACGACGCAAUGUUCUAGAUAAAAAGGUAAACAAUUUGAAGGUAGAAGAAAAAACGCUGCAAAAGAGAUAUACUGAUUUGGAUAAGAAACGCAUUCUGCUGAUGCAGCAGCGUCAAAAGGAACAAGAAUGUAUUUCCAAGCGCGCUGAGCAGUUAAAAACGCUCUGUCAACACUUAGGGAUCACACUCACCGAUGAUCUAGAAUUUCAGCCUGAAAGUGUACCAGGUGUAUUAGAAAAAGUAGAAAACUCAUUGGUCAAUAAGGAGUGUGAUAUUGCUGGGACCGUUGCACAAACGGAUCAAGAAGAUCGUGAGCGGCAAUCAGAAAUAGAUGCACAACGCGUUGAACUUACUAAAGUCGAAGAGGGAAUCGUGGCGCAUGAAAAACAAAAAAAGUUAAAUGAAAAGGAAUUAGAAGCAAUCACGAAAGAGAUUGCUGAAAUAGAAACUUCUGCGCGGCGCAUUAAAAUACUAUCGGACAAUAUAGACCGCCUGAUGAAAAUGAUGGAUGAAAUGAAUGGAAAAUGUAAUCAGGAAACAAUGAGAACUGACAUAGCUGAAAAUAAAGCCAGAAUUGUAAAGCUACAGGAUCAAUUUCGUGAAUUAGAUGAGCGGCUAACUAAAUUGAAUAUGAUGUCCAAAUUAAUGGCCGAAAUCUCAUUAAAGCAAAAGGAGUUAGAAAAGAAAGAACAGGAUGUACGGCGUGUAAAAGGUAAACACGCAGAUAAUUUUAAGAAACUGCUUAAUAGGCCCGUCGAGUCUAACUAUAGACGCGCAAUGCAACUAUGUGGCGAGAAGUUGCGCGACAACAUCAAAGAACUGAAUGCAAAGUCAAACAAAUUGCAACUAGAGCAACAGUCGUUCGAGAUAAAACGGAAGAGUUUGAAAACCGAGCUGCUUAAGCUCGAAAAGGAAUUAGAGGAGGCAAAGGAAAAAGUUUACGAGGCAUGUCAUGCGGCAUCAUAUGAAGAUACGCUGGCCAAAAGUAAGGCCACCAUGUUGAAAUAUCAAUUGGAGCACGGCGCAUUACUAUCAGCGGAGGCCAUGUAUAAAAGAUAUAUAGAGAAAGUCGCGGAAGAUCCAUGUUGUCCGCUAUGUCAUAAGGAUAUGACCAGUAAUGAAGCUACUGAUAUCACAAUGGAACUAUCGGAUGAGAUAAAUCGCUUGCCAGAGAACAUAAAACGCACUGAAAAGUUAUUGAAAGCAGAACAAAAGAAAUAUGAAAAUUUGUUGCAAAUAAAAUCGGUAGUAGAAACAGUUGCAAAACUAGAAGUAGAUAUUCCCAAAAAAAAGAAAGAACUCGCAAGCUUCGAGGAAAAAUUAGCCAAGUGUGUUGAAGAUAGUGAAUCACUACAAAUGCUGCUGGCCGAGCCGACUACCUCGCUGGAGUUGGCUGAUUCAAUGAUGGGUGAUGUUUCGCUGCUGGAUGAGGCAAUGAAGGAAGUCACGCGUCUAAAGAAUGAUAUAGUACAGUUGAAUGCCAAGCUACCGGCAGAUUUUGAGUCGGAUGCUAACUUAGAUGAUCUGCAAAUGAUCAAGUCUAGCAUAUCGGAGGAACUUGAUGCAGAGCGUCAUACACUGGAGGAGAAGCAGACGAAUCUUGAGAAGAUUGUGAAUGCCUUGAACAAGAUGCAGGAGCAGAAAAAUGCUUAUCAAGACGAGCGUAUAAAAUUGCAAGAAGGGCAGCAAUCAUUGACACAACUGCAAGAGCGUCAGGCUGAGUUGAAAAAUUUAAUUGAAAGCAAUAUUACAGAAAUUAAGCAGUUAAAAACUAAACUGCCUACCUUGAAGCAAAAGUUAAAUGCAUUGAGUGUCGAGAAGAACCGCCUUUUGGAAGCAUCGCGUAAGCGGGUGGCCAAAAUGCAAACCGAAUUAAAUUCUUAUAAAAAAAUGGAUCAUGAUAUUCAGAGAUUAAAUAACGAAGUGAUUGACUUUCAAUUGCUAAACUUAAGCUGCGAAAUCGCUGAUUUGAAAGAAUCGAUUAAAACGUGCAAAGCAGAGGUAGAAGCAAAGGCUGAAGAGAUUUCCAAAACAUCUAAUGAGCUCGAGGCGAUUAAAACGGAAUGUUCGCAGCAGGAAACUCUGGAACGCGACUUGAAGGAUAACCGCGAAUUGAAAUUAUUACAAGAGAAAAAGAUCGGUAUUGAUGUGAGGGUUGAAGCUUUAGCCAAGCAAUUGGGAAAAAUGGAUUUCCCUAAACUGUCACAGGAAAAGAAUACGUUGAUAAAGCAACGUGAAAAGGGUACUGUUCGCAAGGGAGAGCUGCUUGGCAAAAUUGGCGAGGUUAGAAACCAAGUUAAAAAGUUAGAGAGCGAGAUAAAUGAGCCAAAAUUCAAGGACUCACUUGAAAACUAUCGUCGUGCUUUCUACGAAGUGGGCACCUCACGUCAGUUAAUAAAGGAUCUUGGCGAGAGUAGAGUCAGCUUGGAAUGGUCAUUAAUGAAGUUUCAUGCCGAAAAAAUGGAACGCAUUAAUCGUCUCAUACGUGAGUAUUGGCGUCUUAUCUACCGUGGUAACGACAUUGACUACAUACAAAUACAAACUGAUGAAGUUGAUUUGAAUGCGAAUGCCGAUCGUCGGCGCAACUAUAAUUAUCGUGUUGUACAAUCGAAAAAUAGCUCGGAAAUUGAAAUGCGUGGCCGCUGUAGUGCUGGUCAGCGUGUGCUUGCCUCAUUAAUUAUACGCAUGGCAUUGGCGGAAACGUUCAGCAGUAAUUGUGGUGUAUUAGCUUUGGAUGAGCCGACCACCAACUUGGAUCGUAAUAAUAUACUUUCGCUGUGUGAAGCAUUGAAUCGUAUAGUAGACGAAAGGCGUAUGCAGUCGAAUUUCAUGUUGAUCAUUAUUACGCAUGACGAUGAUUUUAUCUCUACUCUGGGCAAAAUAAAUAUUUAUCACCGCGUAUUUCGUAAUGAUGAAGGCAAAUCUGUUAUACGCAAAGUUAAAGUGUAGGUGCCAGAAGAAGAAGAUAAGUUCAUAUUUUUCCAAAUUCAAAUAUUAGAUAUACUCUUUUUUUUAAAUACAUAUACCCACAAAUAUUUGAAACUAAAUUAUUAUAUAUUUUAUCUGUGAAAACGUACGCUACGCGUUGCUUCAAGUAAACAAGUAAAUUUAUGGCAAAGUUGGAGAGUUUUCCUAAACUCAAAAUAUUGAAAAACCAUUAACUCUAAAGUAUAUUUCUAACAUAAUUUAAUAGCUCAGAAAAAAAAAUUUGCACCUUUUGCGAUUUUAGUUACGUUUUCCAUUUACUCCCUACACAAAAUACUCAACGUUUUUGGUCUUUUGAUUUAUGAUUUCUACUCUGAAAUAAAUAAACGUGUCAUAUAUCCAGAGUGAGUGGUCUUCAUAGAAUAUAAACAGAGUUAGUACUAAUAUGGGUGAUCCAUUUGUUUGAAAAUCUUUGGAGAGACUUAACUGAUGCUCAACGAGACGAUAUAAAUUUAUUGCCUAUUGAUUUUUGGCAUUCCUAAACACUAAGAGGAACUUAUGAUAUUAACUACUUUAUUUUAUAUAUAUAUAAUUACGAGUCCCUAAGUGAAAUAUUAAUGUUGAGCACUGAAUAAAUAUACACUACAUAUGAUUAAAAGUUAUAAUGUGUUUAAGAAAUAUAUGUUAUUAUCUGAGUGGUCGACACUCAUCGGUAACUUUUCGGGAUCCAAGCGUAGCUAAGCGCAAUAUCCGCAGGAUCAUCAACGCAAUAGCCGCCUGCUUCAUGCCAGCUGGCAGUAUUGCCAAAAUCUGCUCAGACUACCCCACAGAAGUGGCGGGACUCUCAAGACCUGCAGUCUCUCAAGCGGAGCAAGCAAAUUGUGGACCACAGUCAAGUUUCUCUCCAAUUCGACGAAGCGUGUCCUUACUUUUGGCACCACCACAAUGUCGGAUCCAUAGUCGUGGGUGCGCUUCUUCAGCCGGCAAUUCAUUGCUCACCCAGAUAGAGACAAAACCCGCCGCACUAUCCUGCGUAAGGCACCCGAACACCGCCCCCGAGAAACCUCUACGUGCUUUACCUCAGAAGAGACACAGGUGGCUGUCAACAACGCCAAGUAUUUAAGGCUUUCGGCUCGGUGGAUAACCAGCUAUCUGUGUGAUCAACCGAAUUUCGUACCGCCGCGUAGAAUUAAACAGGGAGUUCCUCAAGGUGGCGUAAUCUCCCGGACGCUGUUUAAUCUCCACAUAAGCACCGACCACGGUCCCAAAAGUCAAUUGCUCUUGCGAUAUCAUAACCGGUGAUCUCACUGAAAUGUUGAGCUUCUUCUCUGUAAGGAAUCUCAAAAUUUCCGCCGUGAAAUCUGCCUU